Molecule: messenger RNA, 265 nt
Organism: Mycena citricolor
Lineage: Eukaryota; Fungi; Basidiomycota; Agaricomycetes; Agaricales; Mycenaceae
Source: the annotation of a GenBank genome assembly
CUCGACUUCAGCUGCCCCAUCUAGUAUCCCAACUAUUAUGUCUUCCACCGCGACCAGCUCGACAUCCUCGACUUUGCCCACCUCCCCUAAAAACUACGAGGCUGCGCUUGCGGCACUCCAGUCGUCGUUCGGCAUCGCCGGCCAGAGCGUUCCGUGCGUCCAGCCCAAGCUUGUCAAAGGUUCCAAGAAGAUCAAGGCUGGCGAGACGGUGUCGCCGUCCACGUCGAUGACGCGCCUCGAACUGGCGCACGCCGACCUGAUGGCC